Messenger RNA from Cucumis melo (muskmelon), 1572 nucleotides. RefSeq names its product protein NOI4. Bases 1007 to 1243 code for a protein of 78 amino acids. The record is from RefSeq and is a predicted model, not a curated record. The transcript has 3 exons. Lineage: Eukaryota; Viridiplantae; Streptophyta; Magnoliopsida; Cucurbitales; Cucurbitaceae.
CUAUUUUCCUCUUCCUCUCUAAUGGGCAUUCUUAAAUUGAGGGUUUGCUGGGUCUGCUUUCUAUUUGGUCUUCAUAUGAAUCCGGUUGUGUUCUGUUCCUAUGUUUGGUACUAUGCUUGAUUGCUUUUCCCCUUUGUGUUCACACCCCUCUCACUUUCUUUGUUAUUCGAUGAUUUGUUUACUUGCUUUUAGCCUUUUCUCUAUCGUUUUGUUAGUUUGCUAAUUUUGCUGAGGGAUUGGUGGGGUUUCUUUCUGUUUGUUUGGUUUUGAAGUCCCUUCCAUUGCGGAAAUUUGGGCUUUUCACUCAAUCAGCUUGUUCGUAAGUAUGCUGAAUAAAAAGUUGGGGAGUUCUUUGGCAUUCUAUGUUAAUAUGUGUAAAUUUUAUCUAACUUUAGAGUUUCGUCCAAACGAACAGACAAACUAGAUAGCCCAACGUAUAUCUUAUAAUUUGGUGUUAUAGAUGAGCUCUGGGAGUUCUAUUUUUUUUUCCUACAGCUAUUUUUAGUCUUGAGUAAAGACAUAAGGAUGACCAAGAAACUUGGAAAAGUCUCAUGUACUAUUCUAUGGAGUGCGUUGUGAGAUUUCUCUAUGAAUGUUGAAUCUGAAGCUUUCAUUUUCUGCCCUGUUUUUCACCAUUCUAUUCAUAAGUUUUAUGAGAUAUCUCUGAUACUUGAUUGGGUAGUUCUUGAUUGUUUCGAGAUUGUCUCACUUUGGGGUUGGGUCUUCAUAUCAUGGGGUUUGGUAGCAAGUGUUGGUUAAUUUAGGAAUGCACUUUUGUUCAAAACCUUGAAUGACAGUUGAAGAUUUUUCUGUAUGUCUGUUUUUGUUUUGAAUCAGACAGGAUUUUUUGAAUUGUAUCUAUGGUCUUAUAUAGGUUUCUUAUGCUUUCUCUUUUUCUCUCCCUUGCGUAGUUUGUAUUUUUUGAGCAUUAGACUUGGUUAAUAAAUAAACUCUAUGGUCUUACAUGGGCAAGGUUUUAGAGAUUUGAACCAAGAAGGGAGAAGAGAUGAAAGAAGAAAAAGGCAGUAGCAGUCCAUUGCCAAAGUUCGGUGAAUGGGAUGUCAAUGAUCCAGCAUCCGCCGAGGGAUUCACAGUAAUCUUUACUAAAGCCAGGAAUGAGAAAAAGACUGGUGGCAUGCCUGACUCUCCAGCAAAGGAUGAAACAGCAUUCAAGAAUGGUUCUGUUCUUGGAAAGUCUCAACCUAAAAAAUGGUUUUGCUGCUUGCAAGCUGCGGAAUCGUGAAGGUUUUGGGUUCGAUAAAGGGGGUUCAGCAGAAUUGUAUAAUCUGAAAAUUCUGAACAACACGAGUGAAGCUGUAUUUAAAACCUGUGAUGGAUAACGCUGGACUCCAUUUGUUAGAACUUUUGUCAAUAAUUUGGGGGUCUGGUUGGGGAUGAGGAUGAUUAAAUCUAAUCUAUCAUUGUCUUGUUAUGUUGUUCAUUCUGCAUAAAUGACAAUUGUUGAAGAUUGUUGUAUUCAUCAUCAUCCCUCCUCCCCGCUACUUGUGAAAUGAUGUUGUUUGUCGACACUUUCUUGUAUGAAUGAUUUCAAAUGUCUAUCUUUUCUAUGUA